This is a messenger RNA of Hermetia illucens (black soldier fly), 810 nucleotides long. Its product is annotated as tctex1 domain-containing protein 1. The transcript has 4 exons. NCBI's taxonomy places the organism in Eukaryota, Metazoa, Arthropoda, Insecta, Diptera, Stratiomyidae. Gene Ontology annotation, cellular component: cytoplasmic dynein complex; cytoplasm. The record is from RefSeq and is a predicted model, not a curated record. Gene Ontology annotation, molecular function: dynein intermediate chain binding. Gene Ontology annotation, biological process: microtubule-based movement. Bases 274 to 738 code for a protein of 154 amino acids.
UAAGGCAGUCGAAUGGAGAGCUACUACGUAGAAAGGACGAAUUCCGAAAAGCUCUCCAGAAAACAGAAAAUCUAUUUUAUUUUGGAAAUUUUUUUUGUUAACUUAGGAGGCAAACAUUUUAGUGUAAGAGUCAAGUUUGAAGUGCGUUUUCCUUGCAAAUCUGACAAGACAGUUUUUACGUCGUUGAAAUUGAUUAUUAAAAAGAAAAGAUACAGAUUUAUUUUUUAUCGUUUACAUUUUGAGUGAAAAGUUGAGUGAUACCACGGUGGAAAUAUGUUGAAAAUGUCGGUGGCAAAUCGUAAAUCCCGUGCUCCGGGCCAGAGCACAUUCUCCCUGAGCAAACGAAGGAGUAGUAUGGGCCACGUACAACGGCAACCAGUUAUGCGCUUCGCUCCUACGUAUCGGUUGGAGCCACAAACUCCUUUCAAUAGUGAAACCGCUCAAUAUAUCAUUAAGAACGUCAUGAACCAUUUUUUAAGUGGAUCCUCGUAUAAUCCAAAGACAGCAGCGAAUUUGUGCAAGGGAAUCAGUGAAGAGAUCAAAUCACGGAUAAAGUUGCAGAAGGCAGACAGAUAUAAAAUUAUUUGUGUGGUAACAAUCGGUCAAAAGUAUAUGCAAGGAUUUAGUGCCGCAUUAAGUUUCCUGUGGGACGCUACCAAGGACCGCUACGUGUCAUACGUUUACGAUAGACCGAAUAUAUUCGCAAUUGGUACAGUUUACGCGCUCUAUUACGACUAAGCAUUUGUUACGGAAUCUUUAUUUGAAUAGUGAAGAGAUGAUAAAAAUAUUGAAUAAAAUUUUACCAUGUGA